CCUUUUUCCGUCGCUGUGGCAACUCUGUCGUCCCAGUUGUCACAACAAUUCCAGCCACCUGGCAGCCCUGCUGACAGCCGAAACAAACGACCGUUGCGAGGCAACUGGUUUGUUUAGGAUUUGUUUACCUGUCCUGCGACAAGGACGCACGAUGGACCUGAUCAAGGAGAUUAAUGACAAAUACCUGGCCCUGGAGGCGGAGAUAGAUCAAAAGCUGGAGAAAGUGCAAGCUGAGGAACUGAAACUGGAGCGUCAGAACGAAAGGUUGGCAGACACUUCUGGCACCGCUGCUCCCAGGGUGCUGUCCUACGAAGAGGCUCUCCUGAGGAACACCAACACCCUGAAGGCUCUGGAAAUAGCCAAGGCCCGCCUGAGAUCGCGCUCCACGUACUCGCCCGUAGAGAAACUCCUCCAAAGAGCCCUGCAGAACUACCGGAAGGAGCUGGAGAGUCUGCAGGAGGUCGGCGACAAGCCGGAGGAUGGGCCAGCCCCAGAGGAGGAGGAGGACAACCUGUACGACCUGGUCAUGCAGAAUGUGAUCGAGGCCAAGAAGCAGCAGACCGAGCUGUAGGACCCCUGGAACCCGAGCCGCUGGCAUGUGUGUAUUGUUCCCAAGUGCGACAUUGUCAAGCUGAAUAAACACGGUCCAAGUGUA
This is a messenger RNA of Drosophila biarmipes, 655 nucleotides long. RefSeq lists its product as uncharacterized. The record is from RefSeq and is a predicted model, not a curated record. The transcript is spliced from 3 exons. Bases 152 to 571 code for a protein of 139 amino acids. Lineage: Eukaryota; Metazoa; Arthropoda; Insecta; Diptera; Drosophilidae.